Pyricularia grisea is the source of this 926-nucleotide messenger RNA. RefSeq lists its product as uncharacterized. Lineage: Eukaryota; Fungi; Ascomycota; Sordariomycetes; Magnaporthales; Pyriculariaceae. The transcript has 2 exons. The record is from RefSeq and is a predicted model, not a curated record. The coding region runs from base 118 to 507 and encodes 129 amino acids.
CAAAUAUUAUUCAUAGGUAAUUAUCUCAUUAUCAUGUACGACAUCUUUCAAUCGUACUUCUCGAGUGUCAAUAUCUGGAAAUGCUGGCCGAUAAACCCACAGCGCUCAUAAAGCGAGAUGGCCUUUACCGUCGCGUCUAGGUAUGUUGGAUAUCCCAAUUCGUCGGCUUCUUUUGUCACUGCGCGUACCAAUUUUUCUCCCAGUCCCUUACCCCUGCAAGUAUCGCGGACUGCCAAAGUGUCGAGAACUGGGACACGACAAGUUGUAAGAACAUGCCCCAUGCGAUUCUACCCAAGGGCCACCCACUCGUUCAAUCCCAAUAGAAAAGGGCUGCAGAAUUUACGGAAUGCACUUACAUAUGUGGGCGAUCUCUCCCAUGUACUUGUGGUUGUUCUGAACCUGCGGCUCAGCCCAUUCGACAAUCAUUUCUCGGGUUACGGAUGGCGGCAACUCAGUGACUCGAUCCAACCAAGGGUUAAUCCCCCCAGGCAGCACGAUCCACCAUAGCACCAUCCCCACGAGGUUCCCUGGUUCAUAUUAGAUAUUUCAAUUCAUGGGAAAGAAACAGAAAGUAUUUCAUGGCACCCACCAGCCUCGUCUUUCGCAGUGAAAAUGCGCGAUUGCGGCGUGUCAGGCUUUGGAUUGAGGAAGCCGGUGAAGGUAGCCUCCCAAAAUUCCUUGACAUCUGGUUUGCGAGGGAACAGCCUUUCCGAAGCCUCACUACGGAAGGCUGCAUCAAAUAUUUCAACCAGGGUCGGCACCUCAGUCGGCGUCGCAGGCUGGAUGGUGAAUGCGGCCGUAGAAGUUGUCAUGGUCGCCGCAGAGUUGGUGGCGUAAGGUGAGAUUUUUGGUGCUUUGGGGAAUCCAAGCCCAGAAAUACAGGCACCAUUUGACGAUAUGUAGCUUAUAUACAAACAAACCCUCAG